AUGAUUGUUUUAUUAUAUAUCUGCUCAGUACUGUUUGCUUACUUUACAAUUGCUUUUGAACGUCCAAAGCCUGAAGGUAAAUAGUUUGAAUAAAUUUUAGGUUUGUUUAGAUUAUCCCAAGAACGGGAAUUGUGAGCCUGGAUAUUUUGAUUGUGGAUAUAUCAAUUCGACUUACUGUAUCCCUUUCAGCACAGUCCGGGAUUGCAUAUUGGAUUGUGCUAAUGGAAGUGAUGAAGGUGGGACUCAAGAAGUUAUCUCAAAUCGUUUAUAAUUUUGUUUCAUGUAGAAUGUGGAGAAGAUCUCAUUUUAUGUGAUAUGGAAGUAAAGAGGGGCAACUCGAGAUGCGGAAAGUGUGUGAAGGAGCACGAGAUGAACAAGUAUUGCGUGGAUCAUAAAUGUAAGUACCGAUUAGGUGUCUACGUUACACAAUGUCAGGGGAGAAUCUCUGCAAAGAAGAUAACGUCGUUCAAUGCGAAACCACCAAAAAUUGCGUCCACAAAGGUUGGAUCAACGACGGCGAAGAUGAUUGCGGUGAUGGAUCAGAUGAAAGUAAAACAAAUACAAGCUGAACGUAGUAAAUAAACAUCUGUUUUGAAGAUUGCCCUGGCCCUCAAUGCCCCUUCAUCAACGACGAAACCCACAGAGAGGCUUAUACAACGCCAGGAUCAUCGAAUGAAUAUACGCAGAGAUCCGGUAUGUUCGUAUGCAUUAAUUUAGAUAGUCUAGUAAACACAACAUGGCCUGCCGACUGUGCUGACCAUAUCCUUGACAACCCUCUACUAAAUGGGAAUUCUACACGAACUGUUUAUGACAUGAGAUGUCAUGAUCCCGCACAAUGUUCAUUCACGGUGAUGUGUGACUUUGAUUUGUUUGGAGGUGGAUGGACUGUCCUGUUCCAAAGAAAAUUCCCUCCCCAAAUCCGUUUUAAUCGAACAUGGAAAGAAUAUAAAGAGGGAUUUGGAGUAAUGUCAUCAAGCUCCGAGUUUUGGCUAGGAAACGACCGUAUCCAUAGUCUGACGGCCCGUCGUCAUUGUGUAAACGAGCUGAUUGUUUACGCAAAAACAUCGCGGGAAGGGCGGGUCAGGUACACCAAGUAUGAUUCCUUUGUUGUCUGCGAUGAGACGGAGGGAUAUAAAUUAAUUUUAGGCGGGAUGUCAGGCUUUCUACCCUAUUUUGAGAGUAAGACAUGUCUAAUUUACAUGAAAAUAAAUGAACCUGAUUGAUUUUCAGAUAUCGAUGGUCUCCUUUUUUCCCGAGACAAAGCCUUCCAAACUUUCAACACAAAGACAAAAUCCUGUCCUCAAAUAUCUGGAGGAUGGUGGAUGGCUAGCGAUGACUGCAGCAUGGAAAUUCCAACCACAUCUUUCUACGCCUUUGAUAAAAACAAAGGAGUCACGUGGAAUGGAGAAAGAGUAAUCGAAAUCCGGUUUCUGAUAAGGCCUAAGGGAUUCUCAGCCCCAUCAAACGGAAAAACGAAAUAA
Bursaphelenchus xylophilus (pine wood nematode) is the source of this 1481-nucleotide messenger RNA. The record is from the annotation of a GenBank genome assembly. Lineage: Eukaryota; Metazoa; Nematoda; Chromadorea; Rhabditida; Aphelenchoididae.